This is a messenger RNA of Podarcis muralis (Common wall lizard), 930 nucleotides long. RefSeq names its product olfactory receptor 2D2-like. Gene Ontology annotation, biological process: G protein-coupled receptor signaling pathway. Gene Ontology annotation, molecular function: olfactory receptor activity; G protein-coupled receptor activity. Gene Ontology annotation, cellular component: membrane. The record is from RefSeq and is a predicted model, not a curated record. NCBI's taxonomy places the organism in Eukaryota, Metazoa, Chordata, Lepidosauria, Squamata, Lacertidae.
AUGGAAAACAGCACGUCGAUCACUGAGAUUGUCUUGGUUGGACUCACCAACCACCGAAAGACGCAGAUUCUGCUCUUUGUGAUCAUCCUCAUCAUCUACUCCCUCACUCUUAUGGGGAACUUGGUGAUCAUCUCGCUGGUGUGGAUCGACUUGAGGCUCCACACGCCCAUGUACUUCUUCCUCGCCAACCUCUCCUGCCUGGAGAUCUGCCACAUCACCUGCACUUUGCCCCCGAUGCUGGCAAACCUCCUGAGCCAGAAUGGGACCGUCUCUUUCACUUGCUGUGUGGUCCAGAUGCAUGCAAUUGCGUGCAUGGGCGGCACCGAGUGCAUUCUCCUGGGUGUCAUGGCUUACGACCGCUACUUGGCUAUCUCCCACCCGCUGCUAUAUACCAUCCUCAUGGGCAGGUGGCGCCAGGUGCAGCUGGCCUCAGCCUCCUGGGCUGGUGGCAUCAUUGUCUCUACAACAAACGUCAUCUGUGCCCUCCGCCUCCCGUAUUGCGGCCCCAACCGCGUCAAUCAUUUCAUCUGUGAGCUGCCGAUUGUGAUGAAGCUGGCAUGCGCCGACAUCCAUUCCACAGAGAUGAUUGUUUUUGGGACGUCUGCGGUGGUGAUCCUGACCUCUCUGGCUGUCAUUCUGGCUUCCUACGGGCUCAUUUUGUUCUCUGUGCUGAAGAUGCACUCAACCACUGGACUGCGCAAAGCCCUCUCCACGUGUGUGUCCCACCUGGCGGUCGUCACCCUGUUUUACAGCACGGUCAUUGCUGCAUAUGUUAAACCCCCAUCAGUCACAGACCCCGACAGCGACAAGAAACUCGCUGUCUUUUACAUCGUGGUCACCCCUCUUCUCAACCCAAUCAUCUACACCCUGCGCAACAAGGAUAUCCACGCAGCAGCAGCAAAAGUCCUGCGCAGAAGGGGCUUGGAAUAA